AUGUCGUUGUUGAGAGACCCCUUUGUGACCGCUUGUGGGCACACAUUCUGCUGUUCAUGCCUCACUACCCAUCUGAACGCCCGCUCCACGUGCCCAAGCUGUGCGCAGUACCUGAUCAAGGACAGCACCUUCCCAAAUUUCAUGCUCAGCAAGGUGGUGGCAAGGGCAGCAGCAGCAGAGGAGAGGGAGAAGAAACCAGUGGCGCAGAAGAUGGUGGAGGAUAUCAGGGAGGAUCGCUGCAAGCUUAGCCUGCAGGAUGUUAACACGCUGCUGCAGUGCUUGUGGGAGAAGAGGGAAGCCAUGGAGCAGCAGGAGGCAGAAGCCAGCCUGCAGCUCCUGCUGCAGUUCUUGCACCAUGCGCGGGCGCGCAAGCGGCGGGUGGUGUCCCAGUUCGACGACCUGCAGAACUGCUACAUGAAGCUGCGGCGGGGCGAGUCGGGAUCAGAGGGGCAGAGGGAUGGAGCCAGCGAGGAGGGGGAUGCAGCGGAGGGGAUGCGGGAGAUGGUGGUGGGGGGAAAUGUGAACGCGCGCAAGCUGGAGCUGGUGCAGGCGGGGGAGGGCGCGGUGGGCCCUGUGCUGGCCCCGGACGGCCUCGCCGAGUUCUCGCGCAUGCUCUCCGUCUUCACCCACUGCUCCAAGCUCAAGGUGGUGGCGGAGCUGCCUCGGGCGAGCGCUCGGCAGCAGGCGGCGAUCCUGUCCAGCAUCGAGUUCGACCGCGACCGCGCCGUCUUUGCGACGGCGGGCGUGUCCAAGCGCAUCUCGCUGUUCGACUACGCCAACGUUCUGGCGCACCCCCACGUGCAGCAGCACUGCCCCGCCGCCGAACUCGUCACCCGCUCUAAGCUCUCCUGCCUCUCCUGGAACAAGUACGUGCGCAGCCACAUAAUAAGCAGCGACUACGAGGGCUGCGUGACGCUGUGGGACGUGGACACCCAGGCGACCGUGAAUGAGUACGAGGCGCACGACAAGCGCAUAUGGAGCGUCGACUACUCCACCGCAGACCCCCUCCUCUUCGUCUCCGGCUCCGACGAUGGUUUCAUCAAGGUCUGGUCGACAAACCAGGCGGCGGCAGCAGUAGCGAUAGACAUGCGCGCGAAUGUGUGCUGCGUCAAGUACAAUCCGGCCAGCGCGCAUGAGAUCGCGGUUGGCUCUGCCGACCACAGCGUGCACCUGUACGACCUGCGCAAUGUGUCCGCCCCCGUCCACGUCUUUGCUGGGCACAGGAAGGCGGUGUCGUAUGUGCGGUAUUUGAGCAGCACGGAGGUGGUCUCUGCCUCGACCGACAGCACGCUACGGCUGUGGAACACGCAGACGCUGUCGCAGACGCGGCGCUUCAGCGGCCACGUCAACGAGAAGAACUUUGUCGGCCUCUCUGUGGACUCUGAGUUCAUCGCCUGCGGCUCCGAGACGGAUGAGGUGUACGUGUACUACAGAGCGCUGGCAAAGCCCAUAGCGAAACGCGUGUUCUCCGGCCCUACUGCGAGCGGGCAGGCGUCGGAGGGGUCGCAGUUCAUCAGCGCUGUGUGCUGGAAGCCGCAGGCUCAGGUGCUGCUGGCAGCCAACAGCCAGGGCUGCAUCAAGCUCAUGCAGCUCACCUCCUGACUGCUGCCCUGCCUACGG
Molecule: messenger RNA, 1620 nt
Organism: Coccomyxa subellipsoidea C-169
Lineage: Eukaryota; Viridiplantae; Chlorophyta; Trebouxiophyceae; Coccomyxaceae
Product: WD40 repeat-like protein
Exons: 9
Coding region: 1-1602 (533 amino acids)
Biological process (GO): proteasome-mediated ubiquitin-dependent protein catabolic process
Molecular function (GO): protein binding; ubiquitin protein ligase activity; metal ion binding
Source: RefSeq, a predicted model, not a curated record